This is a messenger RNA of Echinops telfairi (small Madagascar hedgehog), 1612 nucleotides long. RefSeq names its product dynein light chain Tctex-type family member 5 (gene DYNLT5). Gene Ontology annotation, biological process: microtubule-based movement. Gene Ontology annotation, cellular component: cytoplasmic dynein complex; cytoplasm. The transcript has 5 exons. NCBI's taxonomy places the organism in Eukaryota, Metazoa, Chordata, Mammalia, Afrosoricida, Tenrecidae. Bases 175 to 711 code for a protein of 178 amino acids. The record is from RefSeq and is a predicted model, not a curated record. Gene Ontology annotation, molecular function: dynein intermediate chain binding.
CUGUUUAGGAGGUCGCCUUGGAGACCCUCAGGGGAGCCCCAGGGUGUGCGCCUGCCCGCGGACCCAAGGUUGGGGAAGUGCUAGCCGCCCAGCGCGCCAGUGCCGGCGGUGGAGGAGCUGCAGGUCCGGAGGCCCUGAGGAGCCACGGUCAAGGGCAGCAGCGCGUGGGUUGUAAUGAUGUCAGAUGAUGCCAAAGACCGAGCCGCGCAUUCAUUAAAGAAAAAAGGGAGUGUGUCUUCUCUGAGCGGUCAUGAAUCCCGGCUGCAGGGACGUCACGGGCCCACCAAAGCCCCCCUGAGUACUGUGGCUGAUCUGGAUGAGGCUGGCCAGCGUGACAGUGCCUCGCGCCUUACAGUGCAGAUGGGAAACACCUACCAGUUGGGUCCUACACAACAUUUUCCUGUGGCUGCUGUGAACCACAUUUUGAAGGAUGUGUUAACGAACUAUCUUCAAGAGGAGAUAUAUGAACCAGAAUUCUGUAGACGAGUGACUAAGACAAUUUCUGAGGUGAUUAAAGCCCGGGUCAAGGCUUUAAUGCUCCCACGGUAUAAGCUCCUCGUGAGUAUUCACAUUGGACAGCGGACCGGUCAGAGUAUGUUCAUUGGAAGCAGAUGCCUGUGGGAUCCGAAAACUGAUACUUUUUCAUCUUACGUUUUCAGAAAUUCUUCUCUCUUUGCUCUUGCCAAUGUCUAUGCAGUUUACUUUGAGUGACUGAAAAUAAGAAAUCUACUUCUUCGUUAUUUUGGUUUUCAACGACAACUUCUGUAUUGACAAAAGUUUCACUGCCCUUAAUUUGGAGAAUGAAACAAGGUGAAUAUUCUAAGCAAUGGGAAGCCUUGGGACUUCUUGAGACUCUUGUAUGGAUUUCGGAAGAGAAGGAUGGCUUAAGAUGGAAUCUUUUUUCCCUAAAUCAGGAAUCCCUGGUCUUUUUUUUCACAGACAUGGGUUCUUAUUAUAUGUUGCAUUUGGAACUGAUUUUUUAACGUACUCCUUAAUUAGAGAGUUGGGAUUUCCUGCAUUAUCCUUUAAUGAAGUUAAGUUUUUAAAAAAUAUAUAGCUAUGUAUGGUUUUAUGCCCUGCCCAAUAAAUGACAGUUGAAUUUUCAACAUGGUGUACACAAAUGAUAAAUGAUAAUAUGUUUCAGUGCCGCAUAUAAAAGAAUACUGGUUUUCAUUUUGUACUUAAUAAAUUGAGCAGCAUUCAUUAACUGCAAUUAUUGUUACAUGUGCCUGACAGUUGAAACUGCUGAGGUAGAAUUAAUGACUUCAUAAAAAUUAUCUCAGUCCCAAGGGGCAGCCGGCUAAAUCAAGAAGCUCUUGUGGGUUGCCUGCACUUUACAAAAUUGUGAGGGAACUGAACAUUGGUUCUUCAAUAAUGGAGACUAUAAAGUGAACAAAGGCUUUUUAGGGCAUUGAAGCAGACGUUGUAACAUUAAAUAUGCAUGAGGCUAAAUAGUAAGUGUAUCUGUAACACAUAAAAUCAUGUAUCACAAACAGACCCGGUGUUUGAUAGAUACACGGCCCAUUGUCCCUUUAGAUCGGCUUCCCUCGGCUAACAAACUUCUGUACAGAAUAUAUGGUUGGCAGUUUCCCAAAUAAAAUAUGUGCAUUUA